Molecule: messenger RNA, 1584 nt
Organism: Papilio machaon (common yellow swallowtail)
Lineage: Eukaryota; Metazoa; Arthropoda; Insecta; Lepidoptera; Papilionidae
Gene: T3dh
Product: probable hydroxyacid-oxoacid transhydrogenase, mitochondrial
Exons: 8
Coding region: 132-1520 (462 amino acids)
Cellular component (GO): mitochondrion
Molecular function (GO): metal ion binding; alcohol dehydrogenase (NAD+) activity
Source: RefSeq, a predicted model, not a curated record
ACAACAUAUUUUUAUUAAAGAUAGAUAAUUGCAUUGAAGGUUAUUGAUAACAGUAAAUACAUUGAUGUUACUUUACACAGUUUGACAUACGUAACUUCAAUGUAAAUAUUUUUACUGCUUUGUCAAUUAAAAUGUCUUCACGUAAAAGAGUAUUUGAUUUACUGAGAACAAUAAAUAUUGCAUCUUGCCAAUGUCCGGCGCAUGGCUACCGAGGGAAUGUUCAAGUUUCAAACAUAACUCCUAGUAAGGAUUAUGCUUUCGAGAUAAAAUGUUCGACUGUACGCUAUGGAUUAGGUGUGACCCAGGAAGUUGGGAUGGACUUGGUUAAUUUGGGCGCUAAAAAUGUUUGUGUUAUGACGGACCCUAAUGUAGUAUCUUUGAGUCCUAUGAAAGCAGUUCUGGAUUCUCUUGUCAGGAAUGGGAUAAGCUACAGUGUUUAUGACAAAGUUCGUGUGGAGCCUACAGACACAAGUUUAAAACAUGCAAUAGAUUUCGCGAAGCGCGGCGGCUUCGACAGCUACGUGGCUGUGGGGGGCGGUUCGGUGAUGGACACGUGCAAGGCUGCCAACCUUUACGCCUGCAACCCGGACGCCGACUUCCUGGACUACGUCAACCAGCCGGUAGGCAAAGGCAAAACCACCAUGGAACCACUCAAGCCUGUCAUUGCAAUACCAACUACCAGUGGGACGGGUAGUGAGACGACGGGAAUGAGUAUAUUCGAUUACGAAGAGAUAAAGGCAAAGACAGGUAUCGCACACAGCGCCUUACGUCCUCUACUGGCUCUGAUAGACCCUCUGAACACACUAAGUGUACCACAAACAGUGGCAAACUUCGCGGGUUUUGACAUCUUCUGUCAUGCUCUGGAGAGUUUUACAGCUAUACCAUACACUGAACGAGGUCCUGCUCCGUCUAAUCCCGCUCUGCGACCUGUCUAUCAAGGCAGUAACCCUAUAUCGGAUGUGUGGGCUAGAUUCUGCCUUCAGUGCCUUAACAAAUACUUCGAGCGGUCAGUAUACAACGCGGAGGAUAUAGAAGCACGUUCAAGCAUGCACUUAGCCGCCACCAUGGCCGGAGUAGGCAUCGGCAACGCUGGCGUGCAUCUCUGUCAUGGACUUGCCUAUCCCAUCGCGGGGAAUGUCAAAGAUUACGUCCCGAAGGACUACGGUACAGAGCCAAUGAUACCACACGGUUUAGCGGUGGUAUUAACUGCGCCAUCGGUCUUCCGCUUCACCGCGCCGAGUGAUCCCGACAAGCAUCUAGAGGCGGCGGCCAUAUUGGGCGCUGACGUCACAGGCAAGAAACAAGCCGACGCUGGCCGAGUCCUCUCCGACACUAUACUGAAGUAUAUGGAUGUAAUGAAAGUGGAGAAUGGCUUGAACGCUAUUGGGUAUUCUGCACAAGAUAUACCACAGCUAGUGAAGGGAGCUUUACCGCAGCAUCGUUUGUUAAAGAUCGCUCCGAUCCCGCAAUCUGAAGAAGAUUUAUCGAAAAUUCUCGAAGACUCUCUGACGCUCUACUAAUUUUUUACACAAUUGGACACACGGUAUAUUUUUGAAAAUGUUUAUCCUAUAUGCUAAAACUUUA